Molecule: messenger RNA, 432 nt
Organism: Prorocentrum cordatum
Lineage: Eukaryota; Dinophyceae; Prorocentrales; Prorocentraceae
Source: the annotation of a GenBank genome assembly
AUGUCGGCCGGGGCAAGACCCGACGCCCCGGACUUUAGCGGCCAGACGGCCAUGUUCUACGCGGUGCAAGGCUCGUCCUCGUUGCCGAGCUGCUCGGAGGCCUGCCGGCUGCUCCUUGAGGGCAGGGCCGACCCGGAGCGGGAAGACCUGAAGGGCCUCACGCCCGUGGCGUUGGCGUUGCGGCUGGGCAGCCCCUGCGCGGCCUUGCUGGCGGCCUACAGUGCAACAGAGCGCGCGCGAGUCGCGCAGACUACUCCUGCAGUCGUGCCAUGUCCACGUGCCGUUCUGCGUUUAGGAGUUCGUAGUUUCCGUGCAGAUUGCUUGCUGCCUGCUGUAUGUUUGGACGUCAUUCGGCAGCUGGUGCCCAGGGAGUCCAGGAUGCCACCACACGAUGUUCAGUAUUUCAGUACAUUGGCUAUUUUCGCCGAGUGA